This is a messenger RNA of Lentinula edodes (shiitake mushroom), 486 nucleotides long. RefSeq lists its product as uncharacterized. The record is from RefSeq and is a predicted model, not a curated record. The transcript is spliced from 2 exons. Bases 124 to 393 code for a protein of 89 amino acids. NCBI's taxonomy places the organism in Eukaryota, Fungi, Basidiomycota, Agaricomycetes, Agaricales, Omphalotaceae.
AGCAGGUCUGGGCGUCGUAUUAAUCCAGCGAUAAGGCGAGACAUCAAAUUCACAUUCUAACGGUCACAAUCCUUAUCAAAGGUCACCAUCGCCCUUGCCACAUUUCGCAAAUUUCCUUGGAGAAUGGUACCAGGAUAUAUAUUCUCCCAGCUACUAGGUGGAUUCAUUGGUGCUGCACUUAUAUAUGCCAACUACUACCACGCGAUCAACAUCUUCGAAGGAGGUUCUGUCCUCAGUUUGACCAGCAACAUUACACCGAUUAUGAUGCACCACCUUUGUCACGCUACUCUUCUCCUGUUGCUCGUUCGAUGGAAUAAACCCAAUGCCGAACAACUUGAGAAGUCCUACGCUUCAGCGACGUAUCCAAUCCAUUCUCAGUUAAUUUCACUAUGAUAUAUAGAUAAAUAUAGAUAGAGUAUAUAUUCCUCUGCCAAUCAAUACAUCCUUCCUGCUCUAUUUCGAUGCUCUAUUAUGUUUGUUUUUGUG